ACCUGCCACACCACACCGGUACUCCCAAAAUUGACGGAUAGAUUCUUUUUUUUUUUUCUCUCUCUUUCUUUUGCACAGUUUGUCAGGAAAAUUUCUUGCAGCCGGAAAAAAAAACAUUGAAGUUUUCCGGCAAAGGGAAAUGGUUUCCCCGGAAAAUACGAAUUGGCUGUACGAUUUCACUAUGAUCGACGACAUGCCUGUUCACGAUGCCAAUUUCUCUGUCUCUGCUGCGGGUUUUACUUGGCCUGUUCAACCCAUGAACGGCCCCUCUAAUGUCAGUGUGAAUUCUAUCACUGAUGCCUCAUUUGGGGAUUCAGAUGGCCCAAAUGAAAGUGGCUCAAAAAAGAGGGGUAGAUCUGAAUCGUGCACUGCUGCAUUUAGCUCCAAGGCAUGUAGGGAGAAGUUGCGUAGGGAUAGGCUGAACGAUAAGUUUGUGGAGUUAGGCUCUAUCUUGGAGCCUGGGCGGCCUCCCAAAACAGACAAGGCAGCUAUUUUGAUUGAUGCUGUACGGUUGGUUACUCAACUGCGGGGUGAGGCCCAGAAGUUGAAGGACUCAAAUUCUAGUCUCCAAGAGAAGAUUAAAGAGUUGAAGGCUGAGAAGAAUGAGCUUCGUGAUGAGAAGCAAAGGCUGAAGGCAGAGAAAGAGAAAUUGGAGCAGCAACUCAAGGCCAUGAACGCACAACCCAGCUUCUUGGCCCCUCCUACAAUUCCUGCUGCAUUUGCAGCCCAAGGCCAAGCUCCUGGCAACAAGUUGGUGCCUUUCAUUGGUUACCCUGGAGUUGCGAUGUGGCAAUUCAUGCCACCAGCUGCAGUGGACACCUCACAGGAUCAUGUGCUCCGCCCUCCAGUUGCUUAAGUUCACAACUUAACAAGGUUUUGGAUUGGCAGUUUGCACCUAACAAAUGUAUCCGUACUUGGCUGUAGUCUUUUAAUUGGAUUUGGUGGAUGACUGUGCUUGAAUUUCUGUACUUCUAUGAAUUCUUGCUGGCAUUACAUGUAAAUUUUAAUAAGUUAUCUGGCAACCCAAAUUUUCAAA
Molecule: messenger RNA, 1036 nt
Organism: Mangifera indica (mango)
Lineage: Eukaryota; Viridiplantae; Streptophyta; Magnoliopsida; Sapindales; Anacardiaceae
Product: transcription factor ILR3-like
Exons: 5
Coding region: 140-856 (238 amino acids)
Biological process (GO): intracellular iron ion homeostasis; regulation of DNA-templated transcription
Molecular function (GO): protein dimerization activity; DNA-binding transcription factor activity
Source: RefSeq, a predicted model, not a curated record